GACCAUGAAAUAACAUUUUCUUUCAUAAACAAGGGUAGCUGGAAUUCCCUGGCGAUGGAGUACAGCACACCGCUGUUUUCUGAUUGGAGCGUCGCGGUGCUCGGCAAAAGGAUAAAAAGAAGCGUCCAGGUUGACCAUCGUCAUCCUCAGCAUCCAAAACCACGUAAGGAAGGGAGGAGCAGAGUGGAGGAGAAGACAGAGGAAACAGGCCAGGGGAGUCGAUGCGACCGAUGGAUCAAGGAUGACGAAUGCAACUGCGCUUACCUUUUUUCACUUGGCAGGGUUGAGUCACAUGACACAGAGGCUCCGAUUGUUUCUGUUCGCUGUUACCUUGUUGUGUUACGCUGCCAUUUUGCUGGUCAACGGUGUUCUUAUUGUUACCAUCAUACUGGAGAAAAAACUGCACGAACCGAUGUAUAUCUUUUUAUGCAAUUUAUGCGUUAAUGGCCUGUACGGGACGAUUGUCUUUUUCCCCAAAUUCCUUCAUGAUCUGUUGUCCACGAGCCACAUGAUAUCUUAUUUUGGCUGUAUGAUGCAGAUCUUUGUCAUCUAUUCUUACGCGGCAUCUGAAAUUGCCGUUUUAACAGUGAUGGCUUACGACCGCUACGUGGCCAUAUCCCGACCGCUGGAGUAUCAGUCCAUUAUGACCAAAUGCAGGGUGGUGUUGUUGGUGUCCUUUUCCAGACUCAUGCCAGUGUUCUGCCAGACCGUAGUGAUGAUCAUGAGCUCCCAACUGGAAAUGUGCGGUUCCCACAUCAACAAACUGUACUGCGAGAACUGGUCCCUCCUUCAACUCUCCUGCAAUCCCACAACUUCCAACAGCAUUGUCGGAUUUAUGAACGUUGUAUUUUACUUUGGGCACGAUCUUUUUAUCAUGUGCUCUUAUGUGCAUUUGGUUAAAUUGGCUUUCAGGUCAAAGGAAGGGAAAAAGAAGUUCAGGCAGACAUGCGUCCCUCAUCUGCUGUGCUUGUUCAACAUCACGGUGGCUUUGCUCUUUGACCUCAUGUACGCUCGCUACGGCACCGGCUCCAUGCCUCAGAGCCUCCGAAAUUUCAUGGCCAUCCAGAUUCUCACCUUUCCGCCUUUGCUCAAUCCUAUUAUUUAUGGCUUGAAACUCUCCAAGGUUCGCAACGCUGUUUUACAACAUGUGAGAAGGAAGAAGGGCUGAAUCGUAAAUUAGGAUGUAUUUUGUGCAAUUGAACAAGAUAGUCUGCUCUCUUAUUUAAAUGAGGUUUUUGGAAAUUUGUCAUAAGGGGAAAAAAAUAACAAGGCUUGUACAAUUAAGUCCCAUUCUGUAGUUUCUUUUUCAGCUGGCUGUGACAAAGACAAGUAACUAUAUUUUGAGUCCAAUGCUUAUUUUUCUGGUUCAA
Messenger RNA from Hippocampus comes (tiger tail seahorse), 1370 nucleotides. Its product is annotated as olfactory receptor 10H4-like. The transcript has a single exon. The record is from RefSeq and is a predicted model, not a curated record. Gene Ontology annotation, biological process: detection of chemical stimulus involved in sensory perception of smell; G protein-coupled receptor signaling pathway. The coding region runs from base 242 to 1168 and encodes 308 amino acids. Gene Ontology annotation, molecular function: G protein-coupled receptor activity; olfactory receptor activity; odorant binding. Lineage: Eukaryota; Metazoa; Chordata; Actinopteri; Syngnathiformes; Syngnathidae. Gene Ontology annotation, cellular component: membrane.